Prorocentrum cordatum is the source of this 1115-nucleotide messenger RNA. The record is from the annotation of a GenBank genome assembly. Lineage: Eukaryota; Dinophyceae; Prorocentrales; Prorocentraceae.
GUCGGUUCGCAGCGGCAGAAAGUGACGACGAGCACUUCUACGACGCGACCAGCGAUAGUGAGGGUGAGGAUGCGAAGCUCCGCAAGCCUGUUCCCCUUGGCAUCCUUAAGAAGGGUAACCUCGGUGGCGGCAAGGGCGGCAAGGGCUUGUCUGUGCGUGGGCUGCUGUUACAGGCGGUGGAGGCAGCCAAGGUCGACGACGAGCUGAAUCGCGACCUGGAGAGCCAGCUUGCGAAGCUGGAGCAGGCGGAGCAGAACAGCAAGGCGCAGCAGCUGUCCCCGUCCGAGGCUCAUCGCCGUGCGGACGGGGUAUGGCGCAAUGCGGAGCACGUGCACGAGCAGGCGAAGGAGCGGGCGGCGGCCCGCUCCCUGGCAGAGGCGGCUGACGCCAAGAGGGCCGCCACCACCGCCCCCGCGAGGGCAGAGGGUGUGCAGCCCUGCGCGGCGGCCGAGCCAGGCGAGCGGGAGAAGAAGAUGAUCAACGUGGAGUGGGACGAGAGCUUCUUCUCUAACCUCGACGUGCUGAGGGGCCAGAUGCAGCAGGUCAGGUCCCGCCUCGAAGGGGAAGGGGCCGAGAUCCAGGCCUGGCUGACCAAGAUGGCAGAGCACAAGAAGACCAUCUCGGAGCGGCUGGCCAAGAAGAGGAAGUCCAACGAGGGCGGCGCGCAGGCCCAGGCCACAGAGGCCUCGGGCGGGGCCGCGGGCACCACAGCAGGUGGAGGCCCGCCGCCCCCUGCCGGAGCUCCUGGGCCUGCGCCCCCUGGGAGCAGCGGCGCGCCCGAGGCCACGGCCGAGUCCGACGCGGCCCGCGAGGAGGCCAUGAAGACCGAGGCCAGCAGGCUGUCGGAGGCGAAGUUCAGGGCCGCGGAGCUGAAGAGCAAAGCGGCUGGCAAGGGGUCUGCGGCGACGGCGGUGCCGACCAACGCGGACAGCGGCAAACGGGACACUACGAUCUUUUAUGCCAACGUCACCAGCCUGACGGACAAAGCAUGGAAAUUCAUUGCGGCCAAGCCAACAGCGUUUGACCAUUCUGCAAUUGUUGAAUCGCACAUUCACCUGGGCUCUGAGCUCAACAAGCUGGCCAAGGAUGCGAAGAAGCUCAAUCUUCGCACGGCG